Messenger RNA from Bicyclus anynana (squinting bush brown), 1970 nucleotides. RefSeq names its product inositol-trisphosphate 3-kinase homolog (gene IP3K1). The record is from RefSeq and is a predicted model, not a curated record. The coding region runs from base 395 to 1744 and encodes 449 amino acids. The transcript is spliced from 6 exons. Gene Ontology annotation, molecular function: inositol tetrakisphosphate kinase activity; inositol-1,4,5-trisphosphate 3-kinase activity. Lineage: Eukaryota; Metazoa; Arthropoda; Insecta; Lepidoptera; Nymphalidae. Gene Ontology annotation, cellular component: nucleus; cytoplasm. Gene Ontology annotation, biological process: inositol phosphate biosynthetic process.
GCGGCGGUAAGCCAAUAUUGGCACGUUUCGCUUAUCUAGUUCCGUCGUCGUCGCGACCGAUGUAUUAAUUUAUACAGUUCGACAGGUAUCGAAGCGAUUUAAGUUGAGGAAGUUUGCAUUGCUCAUUAUCGCCAUAAAACUUGAUAAUCUGCGUCAGUUCGGGCGCCGGGCGAGUGCCAGUGAGACACAGAGGCAGUGAGAUCGCGCCCCUGCCGUCGCGCGCUGUGACGCCGUCCUAGUAUGGUGCAAGACGCGCGUUGAUCAAUAAGGAACAAUGUCAAUGAGUACGCGAAGCGACCGCCGCUGGCAGGCGGACAUCUGAUCCAAUCCGGGAUCGCGCGACGCUUUUGGCAGUUGGCUCUUGUCAACGCUGUGUUUGUGCUGUGAAUUAGAAAUGUCGCCGCGAUUCAACUUUCCACCGGAGCGGUUUUCGGCCGUUUACACCGGCGACAUUACGAGUGCGAAUGUGGUGAAUGUCAAGCCUGCCAAUACAUCAGAGGGCCAGCUCUCUCCCAAUGUGAGCGAGGCUCCGAAUUCAUUAUUCAACUGCUUUCAGUGUGCUUUACGUAACAACAUCAAGGGGAUUCCGAAAGAAAAACAUGCGAAGAAAUGUAAAUUACGUAACAACAUCAAGGGGAUUCCGAAAGAAAAACAUGCGAAGAAAUGUAAAGUUGUUGGCAAGGAUGAGGAGCGUUGGCGCAGCAAGAACGAGGGAGCCCUGUUCAAGCGCUGGAAGCGGGCCACCUCCGUGGAGGCCAAGGCUCCCGCCGCUGCGCCGACCCCUGCUCCGGCACAACCCUCCGAUUUGCUUAAAUUUUUAGCUAUUAAUGCAUUAGAGCUAUCAGCACCAGCUUCUGACGCUCUGCUGAAGUCGCGAUCAUCAGAAUGGUUCCAGCUGUCGGGGCACCCCGGCUCGCUGGCACCCGCGGGCCCCGGCACGGUGUGGAAGCGGCGCGCGGCCGGGGACCACCCCGCACACAACCCCGAGCGCGACGCCUACGAGGCCCUCGCCGCCUGCCCCCACAUGCGCUCCGCCAUCCCCCGCUACUACCGCGAGCUGGAAUACGGCGGAGAAAACUUCAUUGAACUACAAGAUCUGCUGCACGGCUUCCGUGACCCUUACGUCAUGGAUGUCAAAAUGGGCACCCGAACAUUCCUAGAAGAGGAAGUCAGCAAUGCGCGCGCCAGACACGACCUUUACGAGAAAAUGGUUCGUCUGGACCCCAACGCUCCCACCGAAGCCGAGCACGCCGCCCGCGCUGUGACCAAGCUACGUUACAUGCAAUUCCGUGAACAUUGCUCGUCAUCUGCUGAGCAAGGAUUCCGCAUUGAAGCUGUGAAAGUUCCCGGUCAACCGCCGCUCACGGACCUCCAGAAAGUGCGAGAGCCAGAGAAACUGACGGCUACAAUCGCUCACUUCCUCGGUAACGACGAGCGCGUUCGUCUCGCUAUCACCACACGACUCCGUGAGAUUAGGAGUAUGUUUGAAAAGUCUGAAUUUUUCAGGCAACACGAAAUCGUCGGAAGCAGCAUUUUCAUCAUCUACGACAACGAGCGGGUCGGCGCUUGGCUGAUCGAUUUUGGAAAAACUCGGCGUGUGCCAGAUGACAUCAAAAUCACACACAGAGAGCCGUGGCAGCAAGGCAACCACGAAGAAGGCUUCUUAUAUGGAUUAGAUAGGCUAAUAAAUACUAUAGAAAAGGCGAAGCUUCCCGAAGCGGCUGAGCCAGACGUUUCCCGUUGAACAGUCUGCGAGAGGAAGCUGGACUCGCCCCUCGGUCACUGCACCGCUCGCUUGGCCUCAGUGCCCCAGUGCCACGCUCCUGGCCCCGUGUCGAGGCCCGGAGAUGUACAGAACUACGUUUUGUGUUUGUCCAUGUGAAAGAGAAUGCGAUAUAACAUCCGAUAAUAAUUUGAUCUAGUCCCUAAUAUAUGUUAAGUAAUUAUAAUAUAUUUUUUAAUUUGAUAAA